CAAAGUCCCAUUCGCCGGGUGCACACCGCAGCACCUAGGACACCUCUGCUUCGACAAUAAUUCUCGUCAUACUCCUCACUUUUGAAAGCAAAUAGAUCCCGUGUACUCCUUGUUUGCUUUAGACUUUCAAAGCCUCCGAGGAGUAUCAACGAACUAUUUCAUCUUCAUGAAAUGUCGAGUGUUGGACCUAUCAACCGCGUUCCACCUGAACUUCUCACGGAAAUCUUCCUUUGGUUUUCUGAUAUCACACAUGACAUCUCCCGCGCCGGAGAAAGCCCUUGGACUCUAACCCAUGUCUGCCAACUUUGGCGGGAUAUGUCCCUCCGAACACCAUCCCUUUGGUCAUCAUUUUCAUACACGAAAUCAACGAAAUCCCCCCUUAAUUUGAUCACCACUCAAAUUGCUCGUUCUAAAAGAGAACCGCUGUCGUUCCACGUGGAUUUUGCGUGCGACACGUUGAUAUCCAUCGAGGUUCUGUUACAGGAAACGAUGGGCCUAUGUGUUUUUGAUAUCCUUAUGGCGGAAGCUGACCGGUGGAAGGAUGUGACUCUGCUCAUUCCUGAUGAUGCGCUCGGCAUGUUCAUGGAUAUAUUGUCCGCUUCCCAGGAAGAGUUCCCUCUUCUUCAGACAAUCAAUAUCUACCGCCGGAGGGUCAUAACCACGGAGGUCAUCAUAAUACCAGACCCCAUGUUCGUCGAGGCCCCGGUGCUUUCCUCCGUGCGGUUGUUCCCUUUCAUCGAUUUAGGGUUACCCUGGACCCGGCUGACGGAAAUCGAGACCAGCCACCUUCCGGUUGAAGUAGAGUUCACAAUUAUUACAGAGUCACCGUUGUUGAGGAAACUGGUGACGACGCAUCGGUACGGCCGGGAAGAUCUUGCAGUGGCCGAUACCACGCCUGUCGUUCACGCUGCCCUACGCGUCUUCGGACCAAUGUACACCACUAUUCUCCCACAUCUCGUCCUUCCCUCGUUAACCGAGCUCGUUGUCGAUAUCUUUGUCGACAGAGAUCCGCCCAACGCACUGUCUGACUUCAUCAGCCGCUCGGGGUCGUCCGUUCGCCAUUUCUCGCUCCAUGUCCAUCUGCUGUCGUCAGUUACAACGCUUCCCGCGGACUUUGCGCAGAAGCUCGUGGGUAUAUUCUCGCAGAUGCACGCCCUCGUCGAUCUCGACGUCGAUUUUGAUUUCACGUCGUUAUUGGAGCGCGAGCGCGAUCUCGCGCCAAUUUUUUUCGAUACGUUACAGGGAGGUCAGCUUGUGCUCCAGAAGCUCGAGAGGAUUAACGUCAAAGCGAAAAGGUGCAUAUGCAGUUUGGAGGACAUUGUAGCGCUUGUUCAGUAUCGAUGGGUCAAGGCUCUCGUUGAAGGUGGCAACGUUACUCGGUUGAGAAGGAUAAACGUGGAAUGCGAUGGCCUGAAGAAAAUGUUCAAGGACGACGCCUUGGACUGUCUGGAUAAUCUGCGGAGGUUCAAGACAGAAGGUCUGGAGUUUAGUGUCGUUAUCAAUGGGGUAUCAUUUGACUGGGAAUCGUAUAUCGUUGGACCGCCCAGGUUUGAUUCGCUGGAAGCAUCAGAUAUUUCCGAUACAGAAUUCGUGGACUAAACUUCUUUGAUACCACUUGAAAAUAUUGUAGGCGUUUCCGGGGAUGGACUGAUAUACUAUGUGGGCGCUGGACUAUGAUAUGUUUGGAACACACGUUCGAUGUAUGGAACUCUAUCUAAGUGUCGGCAUACCAUUUCUGACGACCAUUGCUGAGAAUAAAUGUAGCCUCAUCAUUACUACGAAGUCGUACGAGGAGCGCUGACUGUAUCGUGAUUCAGUCCAAUCCUAUAAUGCGCAGCAUGCUCCACCUAUCUGAUUCGAGUUUCGACUACUUACUCAAAUUAGUGGCGCAGCCAGGAUGUCUAUUGAAAUCGUAG
This is a messenger RNA of Desarmillaria tabescens, 1916 nucleotides long. RefSeq lists its product as uncharacterized. Lineage: Eukaryota; Fungi; Basidiomycota; Agaricomycetes; Agaricales; Physalacriaceae. The record is from RefSeq and is a predicted model, not a curated record. The coding region runs from base 172 to 1599 and encodes 475 amino acids. The transcript is spliced from 4 exons.